Messenger RNA from Bacillus rossius redtenbacheri, 850 nucleotides. RefSeq lists its product as uncharacterized. The record is from RefSeq and is a predicted model, not a curated record. The transcript is spliced from 4 exons. NCBI's taxonomy places the organism in Eukaryota, Metazoa, Arthropoda, Insecta, Phasmatodea, Bacillidae. Bases 1 to 849 code for a protein of 282 amino acids.
AUGACGCCCCAUAAGGGCGCGCCGGAACUUUCCCUUUUACGCUGGCGCAACGCAGCGGCGAUAGCGGGCGUCGCGACGCCCCCAUGGACGCCGACCGACGGCUGGCGGGAGCGCGCGACCCCGCAGUCCCCGCCCGCACCUCGUCCGACCGACAUGCUGCUCUUCCUCAGCUGCUUGUUCGCGGUGACGUCGGCGAGCGCCCCGGGCUACCACCAGCAGUGGCUGCAGCAACAGCAGUGGCACCAGGAGUGGCUGCAGCAGCAGCAGCCCCGGCCCGCGCCGGCCCUGGAGCCCCGCAGCCCCCUGCAGCCCUGCUUCUCCGUGUUCAAGCUGUCCGCCGACACGCUGUCCACCGAGUUCCGACACGUGGCGGCUAGCUGGGGCCACGGCACCAGCGGCUGGUGGGACUACCCGGACGAAGCGGCCGAGUGCGUGUUCGUGCUGGAAGCCCCGGCCAAUCACCGCCUGACCCUGCAGCUGCAUGACGUCAGCGUGCCGCAGGACCAACCAGGAGCGACCGCCAACUGCAGCGACGCCCCUGCCGUCCGCGUGUACAACUACACCAGCCUGGGCGAGCUGAGCCUGGCCGACGAGAUCUGCCGGACGACGGACAGGGGCGUGCUCCUCGCGCUGACCACCAACGUCGCCGUCGUCACCACCACGCUCUCGUCCGGGCGCUUCGACCUGCUGGCGCGGGUCACCCCUCCCGCCGCCCCCGCCCCCGCCCCUCUGGAGGCGGCGCCCGAGCAGCAGGACGCCGGAGGCUCCCUCUCCUACGACGAGGCCGACGACCUGAACGCCCUGGACGGCGACGCGGCGGCGAGCGACGCCGGCAGCACUCUGCGCUAGC